UGUAAGAUUUAGUUAUUUCUGAAUGGAACCUGGCAGCAGGCAGGAAUUCUGCCGUUUGCCAGUGACGGAACGCGGCCUGUCCUGCGUUGCCAUGGUGACGGCGAAACUCGACGACCGGAGGAAGAAAGUUUUAAAAGCAGAAAAAGUUCCGGUUUCAGCUGCUUGUAACUGACAGGUGAAGAUGAGCAGUGCUGUAGCAGGGCAGCGCAGGACCGGGUCGUUAUUACCGGAAAUUAGCACCUGCAGGAGCAAACGGAGGAGAAGCAAUCAGUACAGCACGUUGAAGCAGGAGUUCUUCCAGUCUGGAUCGUUGUCAGAUAAAUCAGAUGAAACUCUGACCAGAGGAGAAACUGCACAGUUCAGACACAGUGUGAAGCAGAACAUCUGUGUGCAGAUGCUUCAGGAAGGAUACCACAGGUCGUUUGCGGAGUUCUUCUUCCUGCUGCAGUCGGACCAGGAUCGGAGGGCGGCGGCUGAACCUGGAUCAGCUCUCAGGCUUCAGACUCCUCUGGAGGAGCAGCGAGAUAAACUGGAGACCAUGAGGCUGCACCUGAAUCAGGCUGAGCAGGCUGAACGGACCGGUUCCUGGUCCACGGUGUGUGAGCAGCGUCUGUUUUUGGGUCGGUACUUCUCGGCUCCGGAGGAUCUGUUGCUGAGUUUGCACUUCUACCACAGCUGUGCAGACCGAGAGCAAGGGGGGAGCUCGAGACCGGCCACCGAGGCCCGGGCCUGCAUGGCCGAGCUCUACCUGCAGCAAGGAGAGCUGCAGGAGGCGAGGCGGCAGGCGGAGCUGUGCCUGAAGCAGGCGGAGGACGGCAGCUGGCUGGACUUGACCGGUCGGCCCCUGAGGCUCCGGGCCCUCCAGGCGCUGUGGGGGAUCUACGACCGGCUCGCUGACAUUCCACUGGACGCCGCGAACCACAGCGAGGCCCUGGAGCUGCUCCACAAGGGACACAACAUGGCCGCUGAGUCUGAAGACAAACACAUCGAGGGGGAGGCGGCCUAUCGACUGGGACUGGCCUAUCAGCUCACAGGAGACCAUGACACGGCUAAAAAGUUCUUCAACUCCUCCAUGCAGAUCUGUGGCACGCUGCAGGACGCAGACGGACUGGGAAAGGCCUACAAGGCUAUGGCCAAGUCUAUGGAGAGUGAAGGCAACAUAGAUGAGACUGUUCGGUGUCUGGAGAAGUUAAUCGACGUCACUCGAAGCAACGGACUGCAGCACAACCUGGCCGACGCCUGCAUCUGUCUGGGCAAUCUCUACUACAGCAUGGGUCAGUACAGUCGAGCCUGUGACUGUUUCCUUCAGGGUUACAAAGUCGCCUGUAACAUCGGAGACGUGGCUCUGCUGCAGAGAGCACAGCUGUGGGUGGCCAGCGCUCGCGCUCACUCCAUGAUCAGGAAAUACAGCACUGACGUGGAGUCGGCGUCUCCUGCCGCCCUGAGACGACUGGUAGUCUGGAAGGAGACCAGAGGACAUGAGGAGCUCAGUCCAGACUCUACAGAUCCCACUGCUACAGCCCGAUGGAUUGCCUUAAAAUUUGUUGCAUAUGUCCGUGUUUCCCUGAGGAUGGAUCCAACCAACUCUGGUGAUGCUGACUCACCAACUAUCGGAUGGAUCACCAUGAAAUCACCACUGCACCUAAAGGCCAAGUUAUGCUGGGAAAGAGUGACCUGCUGAGCGUUUAUAGUCUGAACAUAAAACAGACAUUACGUAACAGAGGAAACUGUGGAUUUCUUAAUCAGCCGAUGUCGGGCUCCGUCCUUCAGAUCUCAGCUCCUGUGUGUUCGAUAAUUAUCUGAUAAACAGACAGAAAAUCUGUCAAACAGAUAAAAUCAUCAGAACUCAACAUGUUAUGAACCAUGUGGACAAACAGAGGAGCAGACGAUGAGUCAGUCCAUCAGCUGUUGGAGUAUCUGUGUCUGUGCAGCAGAGGAAAUGACGAAGACGAGGAGGAUGAAGGUCUAAAUAUCUCACAGCGACUUCAUCUCCAUUACAGUAUGUAUCGUUUGAUGAAAUAGAAAUAAACAUUUUAUUUCUAGUA
Lates calcarifer (barramundi perch) is the source of this 2045-nucleotide messenger RNA. RefSeq names its product tetratricopeptide repeat domain 29 (gene ttc29). The coding region runs from base 182 to 1681 and encodes 499 amino acids. The transcript is spliced from 13 exons. The record is from RefSeq and is a predicted model, not a curated record. NCBI's taxonomy places the organism in Eukaryota, Metazoa, Chordata, Actinopteri, Centropomidae. Gene Ontology annotation, molecular function: protein binding.